UCGCUCACCGCGGCGACGACUGUCCUGACCUGAUCCUGACUGACCGUGUCGCGAUCUUCGCGUGUGCGCGCAGUCUGCUAGGUUAUAUUUUACGCACUCCGGAGUCCGGAGGAGCAACGAACAACCGAUGUUGUUGUUUUAUUUUUAAUAAGUUAUCAUUAAUUAUUGAACUUCAUGAAACAUGGAGUAUAUUGUGGCGAACGUCGAUCAUAUGCGCUUUGAUAUCGAAAUCGCCCUCGAUGAGCAGUAUGGAGCUCUCCCGUUACCCUUCACCGGAAUGGACAAAUCUGUUGCUGCAGUGUGUCAAUUUUAUCCAAAGGGUACAUGUACAAAAGGAGCUGCAUGUCCAUUUCGCCAUGUACGUGGUGAUAGAACAAUUGUUUGUAAGCACUGGCUUCGUGGUCUUUGCAAAAAAGGCGACCAAUGUGAAUUUUUACACGAAUAUGAUAUGUCAAAAAUGCCAGAGUGUUACUUCUACUCGCGUUUCAAUGCUUGUCACAACAAGGAAUGUCCAUUUUUACAUAUUGAUCCAGAAACAAAAGUACGUGAUUGUCCCUGGUAUGAUAGAGGAUUUUGUAGACAUGGCCCACUUUGCAGACACCGACACGUUCGACGAGUAUUAUGCAUGGCUUACUUUGCUGGAUUUUGCCCUGAUGGAUCAAAUUGUAAAUUUAUGCAUCCUAGAUUUGAGCUACCAGCUAUUCAAGACAUGCAGCCAAAAGAGGGCAAAAAGGUAAUGAUCACUUGUCACUUAUGUGGUGAGAGUGGCCAUAAAGCUAUUUACUGUUCAAAAAUGCCACCUGAAGUACGUGAACAACAAUUACGUCAAGAAAUUGAUCGUGAUUUUCAUCAUCGUGGUCCCCCUGGUGUUGGUUUUGAUGGUAGAGAUGACGGCCGAGGUCAUAUGGGUAGUGGUGAUCGUCAUCAUCGCAUGAACAUGCACAAUGGACCACGAGGUGAUGGUCCACGUGGACCACAAAAACCUCUUGAAGAAGUUACCUGUUAUAAGUGCAGUCGAAAAGGCCAUUAUGCAAAUAAAUGUCCCAAAGGCCAUCUUGCCUUCCUAAGUCACUCCGGAAAUGGAAGUGCUGAUGCUGGAGGUGGCAAUCUCUAAAUAUCAAUGAACAUAAAAUUUACGUGAACUUUGUGAUGACAAAGAAUUUAGAAUUUUGUUGUGUUUUCUUUCUUCAGUGGUGAAAAAAGGUGGACCAGGAAAGAGCGCAUUUCAUUAUCUUGAAGCAGACCACUGAGUGUUUUAAUUAUUUACAAACCCUCCAGUGAACUAAAGUGAUCAUUGUUACGUGGGGCUCUAUUCUACAUUUUUAUUCACCUAAACGAUUUUAUUUUUUUGCGUGAACUGUAAAAAAUAUAUAAAUAUAUUUCAUGAGCUGACUAAGGAUGAAUGUGAAUAGGUUACUUCAAUGAUAUAUGUGAGAAAACAAGUCAGUAGACAUUUACGUUGUGCAUAAUAAAUUGAAAGAUAAUACAUAAAGAGAAGAAAAUUCAAUUUCUGCGUCGUUCAAGAAGCAUUUAAGUGUAUUUUUUUUGUGAUUCACAAAAAAAAUUAAAGAUUUAUUUAAUUCAGAACGUUCUAGUUCUACCCUGUAUGUGCGGGACUCAUUAGAAAAUAUCAAGUGACCAAAAAACAUUGUGCAAAGAGUGAAUGGAUCGAUUUCAAAGUGACAACUUCCAUGCCGAGACAUUUCUGGUUUAUAUGUAUAUAUGAAAGAUAGAAUAAAGCAUAUAUAUGUAAUUUUCAUUAUUAGGAAGGCAACUGUCUAAGAAUUAUUGUUUAAAAGGAAUCAUUGAUUUAUCAGGCGAGAAAAUUGUACAAAGUCCAUCUUUUAUAUAUAAAAAAAAAAUGUUGAUAAAAUUAUUAGACAUUAUGAAAACUAAUCUAAUUAAUUUUCUGA
Copidosoma floridanum is the source of this 1913-nucleotide messenger RNA. RefSeq names its product cleavage and polyadenylation specificity factor subunit 4 (gene Clp). Gene Ontology annotation, molecular function: zinc ion binding; RNA binding. Lineage: Eukaryota; Metazoa; Arthropoda; Insecta; Hymenoptera; Encyrtidae. The record is from RefSeq and is a predicted model, not a curated record.